CAAAAGAGAGAGAGAGAGAGAGCGAGAGGCGGCCGUCACGUAGUAGCCAUGAAUUCGCCGCAGCUGGUGGCGCAAGCACACGAUUCAGCAGAGAGCAGCGGCAGCAACGCCGGCGCGAUGCCGAUGCCGAUGCCAAUGCCAGCGACAGCGGGAAAUAAAUAUGCGCCUGGACGUAGGCUAGCUGCGAGGCAAACUCUUCGCUUGGCCAUACCCAAACAUCAGGGAGAUCCCCUGGCACUGCCACACGCACUGCACGCACAGCCUCAUGCCCCCCAUUCCCAUCCACAUCCGCAUCCGCAGACGGGGGGCAUCUAUCGGCACUCGCCAUCGCAGCUGCCACCGGCGCCCAUACUCAAGAGAGCCGCAGGGAGCAGCAGCAUUCCCAAGUCCGCCUCCCCCUUGGAGUCUCACAAUCUGCCCAACGUGACGCCCCACAGUGGGAGUGGGAGGAUCGGCUACAAUGUGGCUGGAGGCUGCUCCUCGAGUGGCACCUCUUCGGGCUCGAAUUUUCUGGGUGUACGAAAGCCCAGUCUCACGCUGAACUCCUCCGAUAUAAGGAACAACAACGAUUUGUUUGCCUUUCCCAAGGACAUGUCGCCGGCACUGGAAUUGAAUGAUCACUCGCACUCACCGCUGUUCACGGACAUCUCUUCAGCGAAUAGCAAUGGCUCGCCCACACAUCAUCAUCAGUUGGGCAGGCUCUUCAGCCUGAGUCCCUCGAGCAUACGAAGCUACGGAAAUAUGACAGACUUCUCGGACAGCUCGCCCAGUGGGGUGCUGAGUCCAGCCUCCACGCUGAUAGAGAACUUCCACAAAAAGAACAGCUCCCCACAGCCCCUCAGCAGCAGCAGCAACAACAGCAUCAGCAGCACUCCCACCACCACAAUGAAUGGCAAUGGAGGAGGAGGAGUAGGAUCAGGAGUGGCUGCGGGAGUGGGUUCAGGAUCGGGCACCGCCAAUGGCCGACAGAUCAAUACGAGUUCUAGUUCAUGCAGUAGCCUUAAGGAAACCUCCCACCAAUCCACAUCCACAUCGCAGCAGGUUGUCAACAGCAGCAGCAGCACUACGACGCGUGUGGAGAAGAAAUCGCAGCGUCUGCAUCAUCACAUAACCUCCUCAUCCUCCAGCUCAUCCUCGACCACACAGGCACUGUCCACAUCCUCGGAGAUGAAGGCGGCGGCGGUCAAGCGAGAUCUCACAAACAUACAGAAGUCCAUGUCGGAAAUUAACGAUUUGGCGAACAGCGCAACAGCCACGCCCACAUCAGCCAUAAUGCCAACAGCACGUCUGACGGCAGGCACACUCAAAUCGCCGCAUCCAUCGAUCGAUGAUCUCAGGGGUCUGAGCCAACAAGACAAGAUCACAGUGCUCAAGAACCAACUUCGCGCCUCUUGGGAGAACAUCGUGGAUAACGAUGACGAUGACAGCAAUGUGAUCGUGACCCUGCCCGACGACGACGACUGCCCGCACAAUCAUUUUGGCAGCGGCCUGGACCUCACACACCCCACGGCAGCGCAGCUGAGUGCCAGCAGCGGGCUGAGUGGCUCCAACAAGACGAUCGACACGAUCAAGUUCCAGGAGAAGCGCAUGAAAACCGAGUCCAAGACGAAGGUCGUCACCGAUGGCUACAGCUCCGAGCAGGCCACCAGCAAUUCGGCAGAGUCGAAGCGACUCCAGGCCGGGGAUAUAGACUACAAAGAGAACAAGGCUGCCUCGGCGAUGAGGAAUCGACUGGAGGUGGACGGCGUUAAAACGGAGGAGAAUGCAGCUGUCAUCAAGGAGGCCCUCUCGCUGCGCACCGGCGACAUCACACAACAGGCGAGCAACAAUGUGGCCGCCGCCAGUAUUAAGGUGCAGAGCGACACCUUCUCCGCGGACAAGAAGGCGAUCUCGCAGUCCCAGCAAUCACAGACGAUGACUUCGAAUGGGAUCAUCAGCCAGGAGAAGCACGUGUCCUCGGCCUCGCAGGCCAACUACUCGAUGACCCACAAGGGCGUCUCCAGCUCCGGCAGCAGCAUGAUCACCUCCUCCUCCCAGAUGUCCGCAAUGAAUGGCCAAAUGUUGAAGCUCGCGGACCUCAAGCUGGACGACCUCAAGUCCCUGACCUCGGGCAGUGGCCAGCAGGAGAUCGAGCAGACCAUCAACAAGUAUUCGAAUGUCCUCACCUCGUUCGUCAGUUCGCUGCAGGACGAUGAGAGCGGAAGUGGCAGUGGCACCGGAAGCGGUAGCAACGGCCACGCUCAGCCACUGAAUGUGGGCAAGGAGAAGACGGAAUAUCUGGAGAAGAUCAACGAGGUGAUCCGCAGGGCCUGGGCUGUGCCCACGCACGGCCACGAGCUGGGCUACUCCCUGUGCAAUUCGCUGCGGCAAAGCGGCGGCCUCGAUCUGCUCAUGAAGAACUGCGUCCACAAAGACCUCACGCUGCAGUUCUCCUCCGCGCAGCUGCUGGAGCAGUGCCUCACCACCGAGAACCGCAAGCAUGUGGUGGACAAUGGCCUGGACAAGGUCGUCAAUGUGGCCUGCGUGUGCACGAAGAAGUCCAACAUGGAGCACUCGCGCGUCGGCACGGGCAUCCUGGAGCAUCUGUUCAAGCACUCGGAGGGCACCUGUUCGGAUGUGAUCCGGCUGGGAGGCCUCGAUGCUGUGCUCUUCGAGUGCCGCACCAGCGACGUGGAGACGCUGCGGCACUGUGCCAGCGCGUUGGCCAAUCUGUCGCUGUAUGGCGGGGCGGAGAACCAGGAGGAGAUGAUUCUGCGCAAGGUGCCCAUGUGGCUGUUCCCGCUGGCCUUCCACAACGACGACAACAUCAAGUACUACGCGUGCCUGGCCAUUGCCGUGCUGGUGGCCAACAAGGAGAUCGAGGCGGAGGUGCUGAAGUCCGGCUGCCUCGAUCUGGUGGAACCCUUCGUGACGAGCCACGAUCCUUCGGCCUUUGCCCGCUCGAACCUGGCGCAUGCGCACGGCCAGAGCAAGCACUGGCUGAAGCGUCUGGUGCCGGUGCUCAGCUCGAAUCGCGAGGAGGCCCGCAACCUGGCCGCCUUCCACUUCUGCAUGGAGGCGGGCAUCAAGCGGGAGCAGGGCAACACCGACAUCUUCCGCGAGAUCAACGCCAUCGAGGCACUGAAGACGGUGGCCAGCUGUCCGAAUGCCAUCGCCUCGAAGUUCGCCGCGCAGGCGCUGAGGCUCAUCGGGGAGACGGUGCCGCACAAGCUGUCGCAGCAGGUGCCCCUGUGGUCCGUCGAGGAUGUGCAGGAGUGGGUGAAGCAGAUCGGGUUCAAUGGCUACAUCGACCGGUUCGAGGAGUCCCAGGUGGACGGCGAUCUGCUGCUGAAGCUCAACCAGGACAACCUGCGCGACGACAUUGGCAUCGGCAAUGGCAUCCUGCUGCGGCGCUUCGAGCGCGAGCUGCAAAAUCUCAAGCGCAUGGCCGACUACUCGUCCAAGGACACGGCCAAGAUGCAUCAGUUUCUCUCGGAGAUCGGCACCGACUACUGCACCUACACAUACGCCAUGCUGAACGCGGGCAUCGACAAGUGCGCCCUGCCGCACGUCAACGAGGACAUGCUGAUGACAGAGUGCGGCAUCCACAACUCCAUUCAUCGUCUGCGCAUCCUGAAUGCCGUCAAGAACCUGGAGAACUCGCUGCCCAGCUCCUCCGAGGAGAACAUGGCCAAGACGCUGGACGUGUUUGUCAGCUACAGACGGUCCAAUGGCUCACAGUUGGCCAGCUUACUGAAGGUUCAUCUUCAGCUGCGCGGCUUCUCGGUGUUCAUCGAUGUUGAACGGCUGGAGGCGGGCAAGUUCGACAAUGGACUCCUGAACAGUAUUCGGCAGGCAAAGAACUUUGUUUUAGUAUUAACACCCGAUGCCCUGCACCGCUGCAUUGCCGACGAGGAGUGCAAGGAUUGGGUGCAUCGCGAAAUUGUGGCCGCUUUGCAAUCGAACUGCAAUAUUAUACCCAUUAUGGAUCAGCACUUUGAUUGGCCGGAGGUGGAGAGGCUGCCGGAGGAUAUGCGCAGUGUGGCGCACUUUAAUGGCGUCAGCUGGAUCCACGACUACCAGGACGCGUGCAUCGACAAGCUCGAAAGAUUUUUGCGCGGCGAAAAGAAUAUCGAUCGCAUUGCGGCCAUGGUGCCUGGGACGCCCGAAGCGGUGUCGUACCGACGAAUGCACAGCAACGAUUCCGACUACCAGAGUGGAGGAGUGGGCGGUGGAGCAUCAUCCAGCGGUGGAGGAGGCAUCGGCGGCGGCGGUGGUGUUGGCGGCGGCGGCGGCACAGCGGGCAGUGUGGUGGAUGGCCUGAUGGCGGCCAAUGGCAGCGGACAAGCUAAUCACCAGGCAAAUAGAUACCGGCAAUCCCCCUCACCGGCCCGCCAACGGGGCAGCACCUCACAGCUGAGCGGCUACGCCCGGCACGGAAAACGCUCCAACAUUCUGCCGCCGUAUCGCACCCAGCAGGCGGCAUUGCUGCACAAGUCCGGAGCAGGAUCGGCCUCCAUGCAGAACAUGAUGCCGCUGGCAUAUCUGCCGCCGCGACGCAGCUCGGCCGCUGGUCUGGGACACAGCGCGGCUGGCAUGGGCAGUGGCUAUCGGUCGCACAGCGUGGACGGACUGCUGGACCAGGCCUCGGCCAGCCAGAGCAGUCUGGCCACGCCCGAGCAGAGGAUAGCGGCUGCGGCGGCCAUGGUGACGGCCGGCAGCACAGCGCUAACGAAUGCCAGCUCGACGUGCACCCUGCAGCCGGAGGAGUACGAGGAGCCAACGGACACGGACACCUGCGACCAUGUGACGAGGCGAGAGAAGCGACUGGCGCCGCCGGCGAAUGUGCAGAGCCAUCGCAAGUCGCGCAGCUUGGAUCACAUCCUGUCGAAGCAGACGCUGGCCGAGCUGCUGCCGCCGAGCAUUGAGCCCACGGACGAGACGCAGAGCAUGCAGAAUCUGGCCAUGCCAAUGACGCCGCAGCCACAGCGACGUGAUCAGAGCUCCUCCUCGAAAUCGCCGACGCCAGAGCGACCACCGCAGCCGCAUUACAGUCGCCAGAGUCCCGAGGGCGUCAGCUCGACGGAGAGCGAGCGAGAGGAUGGGCAGUCGCUGAAGGUGCAGAGCCAGGGGCAUGGGAACCAGCAGAGGGCGGCGGCGCAUGUGCAUCGCGGCGGGAGCCUGAACAGCAACAAGACGUCCAACUCGUCGCUGGGCUCCAACAACAGUGCCAGCAACAACAAGACCAUCUUUAAUCGCACGAUGAAGAAGGUUCGCUCGCUGAUCAAAAAACCAUGAGAGCAAAAUUGGCCACUGCUGCAAUUCGUUGUAACUGUUGUUAUCCCAUGUGACUGUAAUCCCGCCCGCCCACGCUCACGCACGCACACCCAAACACACACACCACCACAACCUGCGAAUCAUCGAAACAGCCACCAACCACCCCCAUCUCCUGAGGUGAUCGAUGACCCACCCAUCAGCUGUCUCGACCAACAACCAACAUUCAUAUUGUUAUUUAUUAUGAAA
Drosophila subobscura is the source of this 5502-nucleotide messenger RNA. It is a transcript of the gene Sarm, whose product is annotated as sterile alpha and TIR motif-containing protein 1. Gene Ontology annotation, molecular function: NAD+ nucleosidase activity; protein binding; signaling adaptor activity. Gene Ontology annotation, cellular component: dendrite. Bases 49 to 5277 code for a protein of 1742 amino acids. NCBI's taxonomy places the organism in Eukaryota, Metazoa, Arthropoda, Insecta, Diptera, Drosophilidae. The record is from RefSeq and is a predicted model, not a curated record. The transcript has 11 exons. Gene Ontology annotation, biological process: negative regulation of MyD88-independent toll-like receptor signaling pathway; signal transduction; response to axon injury.